AAAAGAAGGAAUUAUUAUCUGCUCUUCAUUUUCUAAUCAGGCAUCAUGUUGGGUGCUAUAGCUAUAGUUUGCUUCGCGAUCGGUGCUGUUACAGCACUGCCUGAAGCCUCCAGUCUUCGUUACCAGUACGUCCAGGAUGCCGAGGGUGUCUCCCACCUGGUGGACUUCUGGGACACGAAGAGUGACCUCUCUGACGCCGCGAGAUAUAACCCAACGACUGAAAACAUUUAUCACCUGUUUACUAGGAACAACCCCUCAGUGAGUCAGCCCCUGCUCCAUGGCAACACAGCGCUUCUCUCAAACAGCAACUUCAACCCCAGCAAGAAAACUGUCAUCCUCAUUCACGGAUGGAGGACCAACGUCACCGGUCUCUUAGGAAGCGUUAUGAUUCCAGCAUUAUUACAAGGGGGAGAUGUCAACGUCAUCGGUCUAGACUGGAGUGCAGGAGCAAGUACUAUUAACUACCUCGCGGCUAUGGCUAACACUGUUACUUCAGGCGCUGCAGUAGCUGCCUUCAUCAGCUGGUUAAACUCGGCGACGGGAGCCUCUCUCAGCAGCUACCACAUCAUAGGCCACAGUCUUGGAGGACAGCAGGUUGGGAUCGUCGGCAGGAACCUGGAUGGACAACUGCCUUAUAUCACUUCUCUAGACCCAACCCUCGCCGGUUGGAUCACCAACCCUGACAGCUUCAACGCGACUGACGCGGUCUAUACCGAGGUUAUUCACACGAAUGCUGGUGUCAAUGGCGUGUUGCUGCCAGCUGGUGAUGUGGACUUCUACCCCAACGGAGGGGUUGUGAUGACAGGAUGCUCAGGAAAUUACUGUAGCCAUGAUAGAGGUAUCUACUACAUGGCUGAAUCGGUGAUCUCUGGAGGCUUUACCGGUCGAGAGUGCUCAACAUACGUCACAGCGAUCAGCGGUGACUGCGACCUGCCAGGAUCCCUGAAAAUGGGAGGGUGGGAACCUAAGACUGGAGUUUCUGGUAUCUACCGAGUGGAUACUAACGACUCUCCGCCAUUCUCCAUGGAUUAGAUGAAAAAUAGAAAAGAAGAGAAGAGAA
Messenger RNA from Trichoplusia ni (cabbage looper), 1060 nucleotides. Its product is annotated as lipase member I-like. Gene Ontology annotation, biological process: lipid metabolic process. The coding region runs from base 46 to 1032 and encodes 328 amino acids. NCBI's taxonomy places the organism in Eukaryota, Metazoa, Arthropoda, Insecta, Lepidoptera, Noctuidae. Gene Ontology annotation, molecular function: lipase activity. The transcript has 8 exons. The record is from RefSeq and is a predicted model, not a curated record.